Molecule: messenger RNA, 6635 nt
Organism: Sinocyclocheilus grahami
Lineage: Eukaryota; Metazoa; Chordata; Actinopteri; Cypriniformes; Cyprinidae
Product: brain-specific angiogenesis inhibitor 1-like
Exons: 32
Coding region: 549-5150 (1533 amino acids)
Biological process (GO): adenylate cyclase-activating G protein-coupled receptor signaling pathway; negative regulation of angiogenesis; engulfment of apoptotic cell
Cellular component (GO): postsynaptic density; plasma membrane; dendrite
Molecular function (GO): G protein-coupled receptor activity
Source: RefSeq, a predicted model, not a curated record
AUCCACGCAGGGUGGAGGGGUUUAUAAGGCAGCGCGAGGAGGCCACACGCCACUCCGACUCAAACACUUCAGAGCACAAGCAGCAAGACUCCGAAGCCGAGAGUACAAGUACCAACCGCGACAGGAGAAAAAGCAUUUCGUUCUUUGCCCGUUAUUCGCUCGCUCGCUCUCGCUGGAAUACAGAAGCAGCAGAAGCAGCGUUAGAAGAGGUUGGUAGUAAACUCUCUGGAGUUUGGUCAGAGUCGCUUUGUGCCGUUGCGCUUGUGGAAGUGAAGUGCACCGAGACUUGGACAUCGUGCCCGGGGCGUCUGGACGCGCUGUGACCCGUUCCCGCAGCCCAGCAUUCCCGCGGAAGACUUUGAGACUCGGAUGGAGAGCGCUUGUUGACACGCUAGAGUAACUCAGUAACAGAUAUGUCCCCUUCAAUCUAGUGAAGAAUCAAACCCUCCAUCCGCAUUUAUCGAAGUGAACACAUCAAACUCCUGCCAGAUCAAAGAAGCCCAGUUAACUCCUAUCAAAGGGUCCAUCUGUCCUCCUGAAGCGAGAACAUGGAGCGGCGGUUCGUCUCAUUGGCGCUGUGCGCUUGCAUGUGCGUGAUGUUCGCCCCGGGCAUCUCCACUCCCUCCGGGCCAGCAUCUGCCACCUGUGCCACCCUGGAGCAAAGCCGCUUCUUCGGUGUGUUCUCCUCUAAGACCGCCCUGUCAUCAGCGCCGUGCUCCUGGACCCUGCAGAACCCCGAUCCUCGCCGCUACACCGUCUUCAUGAAGAUCACCAAGCCUACCGAGUCCUGCACCCCACGACAGAUCCAGACCUUCCAGUUCGACUCGUUCCUGGAGACCUCUCGCACGUACCUGGGCAUGGAGAGCUUCGACGAGGUGGUCCGACUGUGUGACGCCUCCUCCGCGGUGGCCUACCUGGAGUCCAGCAAACAGUUCCUGCAGGUGCGGAAGGUAAUGCCACGUCUGGGUGCAGAACCCGUGGAGGAAGACGAAGGCAGCGACGAAGGCAGCCAGUUCAAUGCCGAGUUUCUGGUCGUGGGGAAGAGGAACCCAAGCAUGCCAGCCUGCGAGAUGCUGUGUCAAUGGUUGGAAGACUGCCUGGCCACCAGCACCCAUGGAAACCCCUGCGGCAUCAUGAUGACCCCCUGCCAGUGCUGGGAGCCUCCUAAAAGGAGGACCGGUGGCUGCUACAGGGGCGGAGUCUACACCGAGAAGUGCUCGCCUACCGUUAGAGACAGCAACCGCGACGCCGAGAUCAUGAAAGGCUGGAACGGGUGGGGCCGCUGGUCCGAGUGCAGUAAUGAGUGCGGUGGCGGAGUCCAGGUGCGCAGCCGCGUGUGCCAGCCUGAGGAUGGUGUCUGUGAGGGCGUCGUAGAGGAGGGACGGGCCUGCAACCCUCAGCCCUGCAUAGGUCAAGUACGACAGAGAAGUCAAGGUCUGCGUUCAAUCAUCGGCCAGCGGCGUGAUGCUGAUGGCACCGUCAUGGUGAACCAGGCCCCUCAGAAAGAAGAGGUCCAGCAGGACACAUGGUCUUCAUGGAGCAUGUGUUCCGUGAGUUGUGGUGAAGGUUUUCAAUCACGCUCACGCUCCUGCAUGACGUCCACUUACAGCACCCAGUGCACCGGCCCUUUGAGAGAGAAUCGACCCUGCAACAACACCGCCGCCUGCCCAGUGAACGGAGCGUGGGACGAAUGGGCUCCCUGGAGUUUGUGCUCGUCCACAUGUGGCCGUGGAUACCGUGAUCGUGUCCGUACCUGCAAACAGCCUCAGCACGGCGGAGAACCCUGCCGUGGACCUGUCAAACAGACCAAGUUCUGCAACAUCGCCGUCUGCCCAGUUGACGGCUACUGGAACGACUGGUCCGCAUGGACUCCUUGCUCUGCCUCUUGCUCAAAUGGAACGAUGCAGAGAACUCGUGAGUGUAACGGCCCCUCGUACGGAGGCUCGGAGUGCAGGGGAGAAUGGCAAGAAACCACCAACUGCUUCCUCAGAGACUGCCCAGUGGACGGGAGAUGGCUGUUGUGGAGCUCAUGGGGCAGUUGCAGCAAGUCCUGCGGUGGAGGCCAUCAGCUCAGACAGAGAGUGUGUGAAGGACCUUUCUUUGGUGGAGAGCCAUGCAUCGGAGAUAAAUCAGAACUGAGAAACUGCAAUGAGAAGCGGUGCCCAGAACCUCAUGAGAUCUGCGGGGAGGAGAACUACGGCAGUGUGGUGUGGAAGAAAACGCCCGCGGGCGACACGGCUGCUGUGACCUGCCCUUCUGAUGCCACAGGCCUGAUCCUGCGUAGAUGCACUCUGGAUGCCAUAGGUCUGGCCUUCUGGGAGAACCCCACUCACAUCAAAUGCAUCUCCAAGGAAUUCCAGGACAUCCAGACCCUGAUGCGUGAUCACGUGACUCGGUCUCAGAGCGGUCAGCUGGUGGACGGUGUGUCUGAGGUGCUGUCUAAAGUGAGGAUGGUGUCGACUGACAAUAUGAAGUACAGCGGCGACCUGCUGGCUGUGAUGGAGGUCCUGAGGAACAGCACGGAGAUCUUCAGAGGCUCAAAGAUGAGCCUGAGCAAUGCAGAUGUGGAGAAUUACGCUCACACCAUCAGUAACUUACUGCUGGAGACACACAAAGAGAAAUGGGACGAAGCUCAAAUGAUGGGCGCAAACAUCAAGGAAUUCUUCAGUCUGAUCGAGAGCUUCAUUGACAUGAUCGGACGUCAGAUGAGAGAUUUCCAGGACAUCUAUGAGGUCACCGACAAUCUCGAGCUCAGUGUUCAGAAGCGUCCGCGCACCAUGACCUCUGACGUGACCUUCCCCCUGAAGGGCUGGCGAGGGAUGAUUGACUGGGUGCGCAACUCAGAAGAGAAAGUCACAGUGUCCCGCAGCGCUCUGAGUCUAGAUGUGCCAGAUGCUGAGCAGAGCACUGGGUUUGUCACCGGGAUCGUUCUCUACAGAAAUCUGGCUCCCAUCCUGUCCUUCCAGAGCAACAGCACACUGCUCAACUCGAAGGUCGUCACGGUAACGGUGAAGCCCAACCCUGGCUUCCUGUCGGCACCUGUUGAGAUCAACUUCCCACACCUGCACAAUGGCACUGUGAACGAGACCUGCAUCGCCUGGGACGAGAGCGAGAGCGCGUCUCUGCUCGGCUCCUGGUCCGCGCGCGGCUGCAGAUCGGUGGCGCGCGACUCCAGCACCGCAUGCGUGUGUGACGGACUGUCCACCUUCGCCGUGAUCGCAAGACCGAACCCCGAUCUGAACAUGGAUAAGUCUCUGUUGCCGUCGGUUACGAUGCUUGUGGGAUGCGGGGUGUCGUCCCUCACCCUCCUCCUCCUCCUCAUCAUCUACGUCUCUGUGUGGAAGUACAUCCGUUCUGAGCGCUCAGUGAUCCUGAUCAACUUCUGUCUGUCAAUCAUCUGCUCCAACGCCCUCAUUCUGAUCAGUCAGACGCAAGCACGCAACAAGGUUAUGUGUGCCUUGGUGGCGGCGCUCCUGCAUUUCUUCUUCCUGUCCUCGUUCUGUUGGGUCCUGACGGAGGCGUGGCAGUCCUACAUGGCCGUCACGGGCCGCCUGCGUAACCGCAUCAUCCGCAAACGCUUCUUGUGUCUGGGAUGGGGUCUGCCCGCUUUAGUCGUCGCCAUUUCGGUCGGCUUCACCAAAGCCAAAGGUUACGGCACCGUCAACUACUGUUGGUUGUCUCUUGAAGGCGGACUCUUGUACUCGUUCGUGGGUCCGGCCGCUGCUGUCGUUCUGGUCAACAUGGUGAUUGGAAUUCUGGUUUUCAACAAGCUUGUGUCCAAGGAUGGCAUCACAGAUGUUAAGCUGAAAGAGAGGGCUGGGGCGUCGCUGUGGAGCUCCUGUGUGGUUCUCCCUCUUCUCGCGCUAACGUGGAUGUCUGCCGUGUUGGCCAUGACGGACCGCCGCUCCGCAUUGUUCCAGAUCCUCUUCGCAGUCUUCGAUUCUCUGGAGGGAUUCAUCAUUGUCAUGGUGCACUGCAUCCUGCGCAGAGAGGUUCAAGAUGCGGUGAAAUGCCGUGUGGUGGACCGCAAAGACGAUGGGAAUGGCGAUUCCGGCAGCUCCCUGCAGAACGGCCACACGCAGCUUGUGUCUGACUUUGAGAAGGACGCCGACUCAAACCGACCAGGUGGAAUGAAGAGCUCCACCGAGGAGAAGAUGCCCCCUCCACAGAUGUCCCUGCCCCUCGGCCCAAACUUCCACACCCUUCCAUCCAACCCCAGCGGAAAGAGCCACAUUCCCCCCGUCCCUGAGUACUCCAGCCACACGCUCACCCUGCGGAGAGAGAAAGGUCACGGAGUCGACCCAUCCUGUGGCAAACCUGUGUACGUGUGUGACAGCGAGCUCUUCAAGCAGCUGGAUGUUGAUCUGGCCCUCGCUCAGGCCGAGAGCGUCUGUUCGGAUGGCAGCGGUUAUGUGCUCCUGCCCAACACCACCUCCACCCUUCGUGCCAAACCCAAGGACGACUCCAGCGGCUCCAGCAAAUACAACAUCAGCACUGAGCUCCCGCAGGCCCGUCUCAUGCAUCUGAGCGGAACCUACGCCGAACCUCAAGCUGCCUAUGCCGUCAAGACUCUUCCCGCCGACCGUGUCAGCGUAUCGUAUUCGGAGCGAGACUCACCCAUUCAGAACAUCCACAACAUCUCCAGCGAGAGUCACAUGACCAGCAGUCUGGGCGACACCUUCGACUCCAUGAACUCCAUGAUGUCCAAGAGUGAAACCAUCUCCACCUUGUCCAUGAGUUCUUUGGAAGUCAGCGAGGGGAGGCAGAAAUCUCGUUACGCAGAACUGGAUUUUGAGAAAAUCAUGCACACACGGAAACGCCAUCAGAACAUGUUCCAGGACCUCAAUAGGAAGAUGCAUCAUGCUGAGAAGGACAGGGAGUCACCGGCAUCCGACAGCAAGUCUGUCAGAUGGAGCGUUUCCUCCGCUGGAAGCGACAAGACAAACCACAGCGAUAAGCAGCAGGGCGCAAUGGAUCGGUCCUGGGAGAGCAUGAGCAGGUCACAGGCGUCUCCUCCUACCUGGGUCCGGAAGGACAUGGAGCCAUUGCAGGCGUCUCCUCUGGAUCUCCAGGGUGUGGAAUGGGAGAAGGCCGGAGCGACCAUCCCUCUGGUGGGCCAAGAUAUCAUCGACCUGCAGACAGAGGUGUGAGGGCAUAGCGUUUAACCCUGAACACCUCGGUCUGCUUUUGAUUUGGGAAAGAGAGAGAAAAUGAAGGGAUGAGCAUGCAGAGGGCAGAAGGUAGAGAAGAACCCGAGAGGGGAGCGCUGUACCUGUCUGUCAUUUGAAUAUGUGUCUCUCCGGCUUCAGAAGUAGCUCUCAGCUCAAGAUGACACUGACCUCAGUCAUUAGAAGGCGUCUAAACAGGGAGAAAGGUUUUCCGAACUCCAUGUGAGGAGAGAUUCCUGGUUGGUUCAUCGAGAGCUCUUCCCAGCACGCUUCCAUCUGGUCCAGGAGGUGGUGUGGACGCCCGCCUGUGCCCUUUCAUUUUUCUGCAAUUCCAUUUUGGAAUGGGUGAAUCUUCCCACAGGAGGGUCGAACGCUUUCUUGGCUGCUCGAGAUUGGCCCUUUGCGGCCCCUUCCAGAGUUGUUAGCUGUGCCAAAUGGACACAGAUGAACUGCCGACGCUGUGGUCUUUGUUUUUGAUGCUUUGCGUUAAGCAUUUCUGGACGCUUCCAUCAAACUUUGGGGAAAUAAUUGUCCUGAAUACUUGACUAUAAAGAGCUGAGCAUUUACUUUCCAUGAUUCCUCUUGUUAUUGUAACAAGUUAUUAUUAUGAAUGUUAUUUCUUUGUUCUUAUGAUCAUGUUUCUCCUCUUGUCUUCAUACCUGUGUUCAUCGAGGUUUAUUUUUAACUACUGUAUGAAACCAUCCGUUCAUUCCCGAAACAGCAGCAGGACGAAGUAUCCCAGCAUGAACAGCUGAUAUUCUCAGCAUUCUGGGUAAUGUAGUUGGAGCAGCAGUGACUGUGUAGCCUUGGACUCUUUGAGGACGAGCUGUUGUUUCCUCCUCCGCUCCAUUGGAUCAGACCACUGUGUUCCCUCCAUUCCCACCAGCGGCUCUUUCUACGGCCUUUUGAACGAAGCCCUAGCACACGUUAUGGGCUCCUGCCCACCUGUGAACUUCCGCAGCGCCGGCGGGAGAAAUUCCCAGUGCAGUAUUUAUGCCAAACAAUAGACUGGCAUCAGUGCAAUAUGAGGACAGAUGCUUGAUGCCCAAGCAGGACUGACAUUAGAAUUUUGGCAGUUUUUUUAACCAUUUUCAGAGUUUUAUAUCAUCUUUAUAGAGCAUAUAGAAACCUUUAUGACAACACUGUUCAUGGACUCUAUUGGCUGUUAAGCAAGAAGGACAAAACAAGACGUUCUGUCUUGCUACUAAAAGAACUUUCAGGAAAGAAAAAUAUGAUAUCAGAGUAAUAGCCUAGAGAUAUAUCUGACUGUGCUUCAGGAAAAUGCCCUAGAGUUUUUUACUUGAUUCCUUCAUAUUGCUGAGACACUGAACCCUCGGUCGUCUGUACGGUCUCUUGUUUUAUGAACCUGUUUGUCUCUGUGUGUGUGCCGAUAUCCUUCCUCGCGUCUCUACGUUCAUGUGAGGUUCCCGAUGUCUGUCUGAAUCUCUGAAUCUGUGAUUGUACAAU